Molecule: messenger RNA, 5311 nt
Organism: Heterobilharzia americana
Lineage: Eukaryota; Metazoa; Platyhelminthes; Trematoda; Strigeidida; Schistosomatidae
Source: the annotation of a GenBank genome assembly
GACAAUAUACGGCGUAAUUUUAAAGUAUUGCGUUGCCUUUAAGCUGUACUUUAGCAGUAAACUCUCAUAUAAAGAAAGGUCCGUUCAGCAGGUUUUUUGAAUGCAAAGUAAUUGGUUAUGACUAUCAAAUCUGUAUGUGGUUUUGAAUUUUCUCUACACACUACCUUCUUCUACUUGGACAGCCUUCAGUUAAACGUAAAAAUGGAAUAAAUGCGGUAAUACCACAGCAGCAUGGCUAAAUUUUAAAGUGCCCAACCAGGAACCCUUCGAUUACGGUUUUCCAAACUACCAAAAACUCAGGAAAGUUCAAGGAAGCCGCAAAAACGUGUGGCCGCAGCCUUUCUUAAGGAAGCCCUUCAAUUGGACGGUUUUCGUGAUCUAGUGAUGAAGUUGUUACUUCGACAACCAUAAGCCACUCAGGUGACAUUACCCACAUAGCGCUGCUUUUGAGGUAAACUUGAAGUGGUCAGCCAUCCUACAUUAUCACGGUAUCAUAUCUACUUUGCCCUAUAAAUUGUGUUCAGGUCUAGAUGGAAUGGAUCCAGAGGUUCGGAUAGCCUAUCCUAGCUCUUAGUUUCUACACUUUUGUAGUUUCCUAUCUUCAGUUAGCACGGUGAAUAUAUAGUUAUGUAAUUUUUGGUCUUUAGAUUGUUACAUUGUCAGAGAUCGUAAGUGAAUUGAUUCAAACCAGGUUACAAUGGCUUAUUUAUUCACUGUCUCAGUAAAAUCCUGACCAAUAUACUACUAUUCAUCUUUCUACUAUCCUUCAUGUUCACGUAAAUGUCUUACUUUACCUGUACGUAUACUUAUAUGGUGUUUGGAAGUGUGAUAUCUUACGUGGCCAAUGUAUUUCUUGAAAUGUUGUGCGUAGCAUCCGUCAGGUCUCAAUAGAGGGUCCAGUAAUCCAUUUAUAUUUUGGUUUGCAUAGUAUCCUACAAAUGUUCUGGUUCACAUCUUAUCCUAGUUUCGCUUUCUCAUGAUAUUAAUCGUUUGACUACUUUAUUUCAUACAGUAAACUGAAACGUUUCAAACCUCAGGCAGGAGGUGGACUGCCAUCCUAAAGCUGUGAUGUAAGUUAUGACAAUAGUCAUGAAACGAAACAAUCACACUUAGAAGCAACACGAGUCAAAGAGAAACAAACUCAACACAAACUAAAAGGAGUAAAUAAAUAAUAAAAGACGCAGGACGCUAAUGAUCUAUGUAGAUACUGUUUAAGCGAUUGUUCAAAUCUGUGUGGUCUGUAGUCACAUGUUUCAUAAGUCCCACAGACAAAAAACAAAGACUUCGAUUUCGGCAGUUCUUGAGCUAAUAAUAAGAAAAUUCAUCGCUUAGAGCUAUGUAUAGGUUUGCAACCCCAAAGUUUCUUGUGAAUUGUUCGUAGUUCCACUAGAAUUAUAGGAUGCAGUUGACACUGGUCGUAUGAACUUUGUCACCUGACCAUUUCAGUGACUGAUGGUUUUCAGCCUUUUUAACUCAUUACUGCUUCGCUACUAUCUUGCUUACUACUUUUUGCUAGUUCCCGAUGAUAAAACGAUUUUCAUCGUUUCCUCCUUUUGAUCUGUCUAAACUGUAUGAUGUGACGUAGCUAUUUAAACAAAUAAGCAGUUAUGCCAGAAUGUGUAGAGCUCAUCAUACAUCUUCAUACGAUAGAUGUCGAUUUUUAAGCUGCUUGUUCAGCUACUCUUACAUACGAGCAGUUUUAAUUAGACACUUCGCUCACCUGUGGUUUUCUCGUGUCAUCCAUAUGCAAGAUUUUUAUGUCAGCUGUCGAAAAAAAGGUAGCCUGGAUAUAUCAUGCACUUCGCUGGGAGCUUCAUAGGCCUUUAUAUGCGACUUCAACACUAUAUGGAGGAUACAGCGAAAUAUGCUGAGUAAUAGCAUACAAACGGCGACUGGAAAUAGUUGACGCAAAACCCCGCACACAAGUGCAUCGAUUCAAGCUGCCACACUUGACAGUAGUACACAACAGCAAGUGGAUUCAAUUAAAUUUUUAACGCACUGAACUACGUUGUGCACAUCCGUACAGCAGGCAAUGAGCCACACCUACUGUUUGAGGAUUAUUGAUUGUACCUGACUACCCAAACCUCGGUAAGUGGAGCAGGGCUGGAACCUAUGACCAAUAGUUAACAGCCAUCUCCGUAAAGCUUCUAAUCUAAUCCAGCCUCCCCUAGCGUGGCACGUAAAGGUAGGUUGUGGCUCGGCAUGCUCAGUACAUGUCCCAGCUAUCUCAGUAGACUAAGGUUCACAAGCUCAUCAACCGACUAGCCUGUCUUGCCGAGUACCCUUCUGAACUCAAGAUUGCACACACGGUGAUUCCACCAAAUGUGACGGAAACCCGGUAAUCGCCUCUUGUCUUCUACUUUUAAUGGCCACGUCUCACAGCCGUAUAACAGGACAGAACGAACUGCAGCGCAGUAUACUUCUUUGAUAAGUAGUCAGAUAUCUCACCAGUUGGUUCCACAAGCGAUGCAAGUUGGCAAAUGCCAAUCGGACUUUCUCUAUCCGAUCUGAGAUUUCAUCAGCAUCCAGUUCGUUCGGGCUGAUGCAACUCCCUAGGUAAGUAAAGUGGUUGAUACAUUCCACUACAACACUCCCUAUGAUUAAACUGGAAUUACUUGCAGCAGACCAGUGCUGGAGCAUCAUCUCACAUUUGAUAGGUGCCAACAAAAGGCAUGCCAAACGUACUCAGAUUUCCUCUUAACUCAUUCAGAACACCCUAUAUUUUCUCAGCAUCUUCAUCUAGCAAGACAAUAUUGUCUGCAUACUCGAAGUCAACCAGAUGACCUCCAGAAAGUAGGUCAAUGCCUGUGAAUUUAGACGUACCUGAGGUUAUUUCCAUUCUAUGAAGAAGUUAAAUAGGAACGGUUACAGUGGACGUCGCUGCGAAAACCACUAGUUGUCGUCAAUUCACAUGACAACUUCCAUGAACACUAGUACACAGUUGCACGAGAUCGAGUAGAGAGCUUUGAUUAAGUCAUGUACUUGUUCGGUACUUCUUUCACAGCCAUACUACCACAACACCUGACAUGCUGCCUUCAGGUCAAGAAAUAUGACAGUUGUUAGCCCCUGGCAGGUAUUUCUGUGUUCUCUUCUACCUGAAACUUAAGCUCGACUUUUACUUCACUGACACCAUGAAACGCGGUUUAUACUAUAAAGGCAAUGGUGAUCCAACACUUCAAGACUUCUUAUUUACUCUACCUCUAACCGUCAUGUUUCAUAGCCAUAUAGUGGAAGAUAGCAAACUGCUGCGGGUGACGGAAUAGUAACUGGAGGCCAGUUGAACUCUUCCACUCAUCACCGUCUGUCCAUUGUUCCUACCAUCUCCGUCGCAAGUAAAUCAUUGAUGCAUCUUUCGCUCCUAUAGUUUCGCUAACCUUUCUGCCUGAGUCUUCUUGAUCAGUCUAAAUGAAUGCUACUGCUACCUAUCAUCAUUAACUCAUAGUCAGUCCACAUUUCAGUCACUUCCACUUAUUGUCAAGUCCUUGAGGUAACUCUGAUUAUUCGGACGGUAUUAUGACCGACUGUCGGUUUCUAGUCGUUUUCUGUUAGUCAUUUGUAUCUUCACUGAAAUUGUUGCGAUAGAGUGAAUAUGCUACCAGGCUUGCGCAGUAUAAACCGAAUGUUCUUUUACCAUAAAUGUCUCAAGGUUGAAAAUUUGCACUAACCUUUGUCCUCAGAUUGUUGGUUCUGUCACACUUCUGUAUCUUCUUUUGUAUUACUCUUUUUCUGUCCACCUGUUCUUUGUGUACUACUGCGAAUUGUGGCAACUUAAGCCGGUACACGCGUGAUCGGAGUCCUAACUGACACUUCAGAAAAAGCGUCUAUCCUCCACCCAUUUUCUCUAACAAUGGCUUAUAGCAGUAUGAUCUAUGUCCAUAGUUGGUUUGAUGGUCGGUAGGCGCAUUGUGAGAGUAACUCCUUAUGACCAAAGUUAGUUCCAACCAAAAACAAGUGAUUGUCGGAGGAGAGGGAGGGAGGAUAAGUUAUGUAUGAUUGGGUCUUGUGUGCUACUGGGAGCGUGCAGGUGAUUGGUACUUCCCGGGUAUGCACACUGUGAAAGACUAUUUCUUCUUAAGGUGCCUGAAAGCGAAAACGAUUUGUGUGACCGUGGAGCCCACGGGACAUCUGCUUGAGGCCUGUCGCAUACGGCUUUUUUGGGUUGUUGCUUUGAGGUUUAUUUGUCCUUACGCCGGCUGGAGUGGACCUAUGUCGCCGUCAUUGAAAGACCCUGGGGCAGGGUGAGAUGUUAUUUUGGGGCCGACCUUUUCUAGCCCCCUCCCUUUCAUUUAGUAAGCAGUAUCAAAGUGGCACCGCUGUUCAUCCAAGGGAAACUCCUCACUGCCGUAACACCAUCCAGCCAGCAACAGUACGACUUCGCCCUCACACCCAUAUCGUGGUAACCACUUUCCAUCUUAUCACUAUCUAACAUACAUUUCUGACAUAGUAGGACCUCGAAAGAACAAGUGUUCAACUAGAAUAGCUGUUUGGAUCAUUGUGAUAUGCAAGCCAGACCAUCACCUCAUCACCGAUCGGCAUAGUGACACGCAGACCAAGUUUCGAACUACACGAGUUACAACCCGACGUCUCAUAAGGAGAGUUGUGUACAAGCGCUAUUCACGGGUGCCAAGAUUGAAUAGAGUAGUCAAUAGCUGCGAAAUUCAGAAGAAAACCACCUUUUGCAAAGUGUUCAGAACCGAUGACUAACCAAUCAAAUUCAUCAGAAAAUGCCUAUCAACAGAACAAAUAUUGCGACAAUUACCUCAAUCUACUGAACGAAUCAGUUUACUAUGCUUCAGAAGUAUCUCCAUCCAUCCAGAUCAACCUAGGACCAGGCAUUACUGCGUAACGGUCCGAGUUGCCACACCUCAUAUCAGUACAUCACAUAAAAAGGCAGUGAGAUGGAAAAUGAAGAUAAGAAAAUUCAGUCAAAAGAAAUAUAAAGUACGAGAAGAAAGGAAAGAGGAGUGACAAAAUGAUUCUCCCUAAAUGUCUCUGACUGGACCUCAACUUCUUCCCUUAGAACUGGUAGAUAAAUGCAUAGGUUCUAGAAUUCAUAUAAUUAUGAAAAAUGAUAAAGAAAUGGUGGGUACUUUGCUGGGAUUCGAUGGUUAUGUAAACAUGGUCUUGAUUGAUGUUACUGAAUUUGAAUUCACAGCCCAAGGCAAACGUAUCACAAAACUGUCACACAUUUUACUAAAUGGCAGCAAUAUUGCUAUGAUGGUACCCGGUGGAGAAGGACCUGAAAUAUAAUUUGUUUAUAAACUGUACAAUCUCAGUGUAUAUAAUAUACAUCUAACAAUAAAGUUUUCAU